AUGGGUAAUAUUGUUUCUUCUAACAGUAACAAUUCAAAUACUGAAUAGCCAAAUAGAAGGAAACCAAGAAUUUUUGGAGAAAAAGAAAACAACGAACCAAGAAGCUUAAUCAAAUUUAAACAAGAAGAUUAAUCUGACGCUGAAUCAGAAAUAGUUCCAAUUCAAAUUCCUGAGAUCUCACGAGAAAUGACUCCACAGAAAUAAGAGGACAUUUACAAAGUGAUAGUCCCAUCUCCCAGAAGCGAUCUAGGAUCAGAGAUUGAAUAAUUAUGGAAUAAAGCAGUUCAAGAGCAAUCAUGUUAAUUGGCAAAAAAAAUUAUAACUACCUAUCUGGAAGACGGAACAAUGUACAAUGGAGAAUGGUUUAAAGGAACUAUGCAUGGCAAUGGAACGUUGAGUAGAGAAGGACUUCUCCUAUAUGAGGGCGAAUGGAAACUUGGAAAAAAGAGUGGAAAUGGAGUUGAAUACUACACGAGGAGAACUUAUGAUAAAAUUAUACCAGCCUGUUAGAUAUCAGAUAAACAAUAUUGGAAGGUUUAUAAUGGCACAUUUGAAGACAAUAAAAUUCAUGGGGAAGGUAUUUUGGAAUUAAUAAAUGGUUCUUGUGUGUUUGGAGAAUUUGCAAAUGGACAGUUGCAUGGAUAGUUGACUUAUGAAUGCAUAAUAAGCAAAUAAAUAGUAAAGGGAGUUUGGAAUUAAGGAUAUCUCUACAGAUUCUCAUCAUAAGCCAAGUGUCUUUAUAAAACAUUGAAUGUUUCAACUGAUGCUACCUAAGAAGAUAUUAAGGCAUCCUUUUUUGAAUUGGCUAAAAAGUAUCAUCCAGAUUCAAAUCCAGAGACCUCAAUAGAUCCAGAGAAAUUCAGAGAAAUCUAAUAGGCUUAUUCAACAUUGUCCAAUCCAGAAAAAAGGAAAUAUUACGAUUAAGAAAAUGGGAUUAUUGGACAAUAGUUCUAAGGGAAUCCAACUUUUGGAGAGUAAGAAGAUGUAUACUAAAGGUGGGCAAAAGUGAAUAGAGAGCAUAUUAAAUAAAAUGAAGCCGAAUAUUCAGAUUACUUUGAGAAAUAGUAUUUCAGAAAUCCUGACUACUUUAAACGCAAGGUAGAUGAAGAUAGUCCUUGGAACAUGUCUUAUAACCUUUACAAAAAGCAUUACGACAUUAAAAAAGAAAAGGCAGAGUAUGUGCUACAUGUUCCCACAGAGACCAUAUCUUAUUGGGAGAAAAAAUCAGAUUUAAAAGAGAGGACUAUUGAGUAGAAAGCUGAAGAUUUAAAAAGUGGCAAAUCAUUGUACAUUGGUUUAUUUGUAACCAUGAUCAUCGGAGGAAUUUAUUAUGUCUACCAAGAUUAGAAUUAAAAUAAAUAGAGAGUCUCUUAAACAGGUAGAGUAAAGGAGGGUUCAGGGUAUAAGGUGAAGGCUCUUCCUUUGAACAUUGUUUGA
Messenger RNA from Paramecium tetraurelia, 1437 nucleotides. RefSeq lists its product as uncharacterized. Lineage: Eukaryota; Ciliophora; Oligohymenophorea; Peniculida; Parameciidae. The record is from RefSeq and is a predicted model, not a curated record. The transcript is spliced from 5 exons.